GGGGGGAACGGUUAAUAUUUCAAAGUAAUAUCCUCUUCCGGUGGCCGUGACACCAUCUACCACCACUUGCGGCGGCGGAGCAAAAGCCAACUCUCAUCAUAAUCAUAUUAAUACAUUAUAGUUUCAAUUAAAAUCGAUGUUAGGUCUUUCGUACGGAGAGCUUUUUCUUAUCAUCGGAGCCACCGCAGCUCUUAUCGGUCCGAAAGAUCUUCCUCGUAUAGCACGAGUAGCUGGGAAGUUAGCCGGCCGGUCUAUUGGAUACGUUCAAAUGGCACGUGGACAGUUCGAUAAUGUCAUGCAGCAGUCUCAAGCUAAACAGGUGCAUAAGGAACUUCAAGAUACUAUAGCUCAACUUGAAGCUAUACGUCAUGAAAUCCGGACAAUUUCCUUUGUGAAUCCGGGUCCAAUGACUAGGAGGCUAGUGGAUAACAUUACCCAGAACCCCGACGCAAAUGGGAGUUCGGAUCUUGAAAAGCCUAGUGAUGAUGCACCGCCAACCCCGUCAGUGCCAACCUCUGUCUCUAAGGUUUAUAGUAUAAAUACCUCAGCAGGCUCACCCUCGUCUGAUAUGCACAGUCAAGCUACUGCUUACUCAAGGUUGGCUGAGUCUGCUGCUUUGCAUUCUGAUUGUACAAGCAAUGAAGUUUUGACUCAGUGUACAGAUGAUUCGGGCCUUACUGUACUUCCAGUAUCAGCCCAAGAAACAGGAUUGUUGCCUAAUCGCAAGGCUGAUGCAAACGGGUCUGACGUCAUGCUAGAGUCCAUUCUAGAGGCAGAGGUAGCGAGAAAUGCAAAAGAGUUUUUUUCACAACCCCAGAAUCUGAAUAUACGUGAAUAGAAAGAAGGUUAUGCAUCUUACCAUCGAAGUAAUAACAAUCCCUUUGAAACAAUGAAGAUGGUGCAUAAGUUUUUAAAUGCAGAUAUGUCUGAUAACUGUACUCUUCAAGUUUCUUGUACGGAAGUAGCAGAUAUUGUUAGAGCAAAGACGACCUAACCAGGGCAACAAUUUUGUAAUGACUUAUUUUAAGGCAAUAAAAAUUUGUAGAGUGUUACAAGUAGUUCUGGGAGUUAAAAUGUUACCUGAUAGUACGUAAUUGUCAUUUAGCCUCCUAGAAACAAAAUUGUUGUCGCCAACCGCGAAGUAUCUAAUCAGAUGGAGACAUGUUGUAAACUGAAAUGUUAUUACAGUAUUUUAAACAUAUGAUUCUCCUUUUUAA
This is a messenger RNA of Erigeron canadensis, 1217 nucleotides long. RefSeq names its product sec-independent protein translocase protein TatB. NCBI's taxonomy places the organism in Eukaryota, Viridiplantae, Streptophyta, Magnoliopsida, Asterales, Asteraceae. The record is from RefSeq and is a predicted model, not a curated record. The coding region runs from base 137 to 838 and encodes 233 amino acids. The transcript has 7 exons.